Molecule: messenger RNA, 924 nt
Organism: Nanorana parkeri
Lineage: Eukaryota; Metazoa; Chordata; Amphibia; Anura; Dicroglossidae
Product: zona pellucida sperm-binding protein 4-like
Exons: 8
Coding region: 1-924 (307 amino acids)
Biological process (GO): binding of sperm to zona pellucida; prevention of polyspermy
Cellular component (GO): egg coat
Molecular function (GO): structural constituent of egg coat; acrosin binding
Source: RefSeq, a predicted model, not a curated record
AUGGAGCUGACCCUUCCUAUGUCAGGUGAAGGUGUUUCUUAUUCACUGACUGUGCUGGAUUUCCAGGAUGAAUUUCAGAGUCUUGCCAAUGAUUCUGCUUGCGGCCUUUCAGUAGGACAGAGACCUGAUGACACAAUGGUGGUUGGUGCUGCUUAUGAUGGAUGCUACGUAAGAGAAGAGGAUGGAGAGCACCUAAUGGUCCUGCUUCUGGAAGUCAUUGUGAAUGGGACAGUGGAGCAAUACAAGAUGGAGAAGAAAUGUCCAAUACAGAACGCUAUGGAUGCUCCAAGCCCUGACAUCUGCUCUGCUGUCAGCCAAGAGGACAAACUGGCCUGUGCUGGAACACCUGUAACCAGAGACAUCUGUGAGGCGUUGGGAUGCUGCUACUCCCCAAAUGAUGGCAGAAUGCCUUGUUUCUUUGGCAACAUGUUGACCACUCAGUGCACAGUUGAUAACAGCAUGGUGAUUGCAGUGUCCAAAGAUCUGACCAGGCCAUCCCUGCUUCUGGACUCGGUCUCUGUGAUUGGUGUGGACCCGACCUCUUGUCCUGGGCUGUCAGUAGCUAGAAGUAACUCCUUUGCAGCAUUCAAAUUCCCAUUAUCCUGUAGCAAUGCAGAUCAGGUCCCUGAUGGUCCAAUGAACUAUGAGACUACUAUUGAAGCUCCAAGAACCAUAGAGACAUGGCGGGGUUCUUCUAUCACUCGGGACAGUAUAAUGAGGGUGACUGUGCGCUGCAGGUACACUCAGACCGGCAUUGCACCGCUGGCUGUGACUGUGCAUACCUUGCCACCACCUUCUCCUGUUAGUACAUCUGGCCCCCUCGAGCUGGAGAUGAGGAUUGCACGAGAUCUUGGCUAUGGAGCAUACUAUGCUGAAGAAGAGUAUCCUCUGGUCAGAGUGCUCAGGGAACAUAUAUAUAAUUAA